GAGCAACGCGGGCACUUCCUUCCGGGCCGCGCGGUGCCUGUCGGGAAGCAUGGAUUCGCACGAGCUCUUCCGAAAGCUCGGAGCCGGCGCCAAGUUCGACGUGAAGCGCUUCAGGAGAGACGCGGAGCGAUUCAAGGUGAUCAGAACUAAGGAUAAAGAAGCCGGAGCAUCAGAGAUUCUGGGAGAGCUUGACUUCUUUGCUAACCAAAGCAAAAAACCACCCAGUCCUUCAGAUGAUGGCAGAGAAGGAAAUGGUCUUCGUGAACCCCGAGUUGAAGCAUUGGAAUCACAACCUGAAAAUAAAGGAAAUGAACCCAAAUUGGUGGGCAAGGCGAGGGCUGCAGAGAAGAGAAAAGGAGAUGGGCAAAGCAUGGAAGGGAGGGGCAAAAAGAAAAAGGCUCAAGGUAGCUUGGAGGAGGCGGUGUAG
Molecule: messenger RNA, 427 nt
Organism: Podarcis muralis (Common wall lizard)
Lineage: Eukaryota; Metazoa; Chordata; Lepidosauria; Squamata; Lacertidae
Source: RefSeq, a predicted model, not a curated record